Verticillium alfalfae VaMs.102 is the source of this 1810-nucleotide messenger RNA. RefSeq lists its product as hypothetical. Lineage: Eukaryota; Fungi; Ascomycota; Sordariomycetes; Glomerellales; Plectosphaerellaceae. Gene Ontology annotation, cellular component: cytoplasm. The coding region runs from base 1 to 1224 and encodes 407 amino acids. The record is from RefSeq and is a predicted model, not a curated record. The transcript is spliced from 2 exons. Gene Ontology annotation, biological process: signal transduction; regulation of GTPase activity.
AUGAACUCCGCCGCAAGAAACAGGUCAGAAGACCGUGCUCCGCCUCUACCACAACGAGACCAGAGUAACAAAGAGAACCAGCGUGACAGAGAACCGUCGCGACAACACGCAUCACCUUCUGUUCGCGACAAUGGAAGCUUCUUCGGUGGGCUGAGGAACCUCAAAGCCGCAGACAUGAUUAGCAAAGGACUAUUCGGCAAGAGCAUACGUAGUGGAGGCACUACGGAGCGGGAGUCCAUCAUUGAUGACGAACAUUAUGUUUUGAAGGUCAUCAACCUCCCUUUAGUGGAACAGACCCGGACGACGCGCAUAUCACGGAAGCUGGAGGAUUCUAGGGAUAAGACCGAGUUCUGGAUGCCAGCGUUUCCCUGGCGCGCGAUUGACUACCUCAACUACAAGGGCUGCGAUGUUGAAGGUCUCUACCGAGUUCCGGGCAGCGGGCCUCAAAUCAAGAAGUGGCAAAGGAGAUUUGAUGAAGAACUGGAUGUCAAUUUGUUUGAGCAGGACGAUCUGUACGACAUCAACAUUAUCGGCUCCAUGCUCAAGGCCUGGUUGCGCGAGCUUCCCGAUGAACUCUUCCCCAAGGCCGCUCAGGAGAGGGUUGCCAAAGAGUGCGCUGGUUCUGACAAGGUUCCUCAGUUGCUGAUCGACGAACUCUCCAACCUCUCGCCCUUCAACUAUUACCUGCUCUUCGCCAUCACCUGUCAUCUCAGUCUCUUGCUCGCACAUUCAGACAAGAACAAGAUGGACUUCCGCAACUUGUGUAUUUGCUUUCAGCCGUGCAUGAAGAUUGACGCAUUCUGCUUCCGGUUCUUGGUUUGCGAUUGGCGCGAGUGCUGGAGAGGCUGCAAAGCUGAGGCGAAAUACAUCGAAGAGGAGUACCUGCUACUGAACCAACCCCCUCCACGGGGUGUCUCCGAGUCACGCAAACCUGUCCCCGACGAGCAGCUCCCGGCAACCAACGAUGAGCGUGCGGUCGACCGGGCCGUCUCGUCAUCAGACAGCAGUAAACAAUCGAGUCAGAGCCAGGACCAACAACCCAAGACGCGGCUGAAGAAAAAGGCCCUACCACUCUCCGACUCGCAUGGCUCUAAUGGUAGCGUCGGGUCCAACUUGACCAUGUCGACAACGCUCACCAUUAAUAGCGACCAAGAUGCACCAAGGGGCUCAGGAGAUCUUCGGCCACUGUCGCCCAUCAAGCCACUGUCGCCCCUCGGUUUCUGAGUCCCUCCAUCCCCUGGAUACGCGUCUGUUUUCUUGUCUGAUUUUCUACUACAAUACCCGGGCGGCAUUGCAUGUACAUGGCUCAGCACCAACACAACGACGACACGACGCCUGGCUACUGUAUUUCCGAUGGCUACGACGAUUCGGGCAAUACGUGUUCAGCUCACUCGCAUCAAAGGUGUAUCCUCUGCUCAAGGCUUAGCUGCAGCGUCGUCCACCGUUGUCUUGGCCUAUCCGAACUCCUCGACGGGGCGCUAGACUAUGUGCACUCACGUAGUGCUGGCUUUGUGAUUUCUGUCUCCUCCCUUCUGGUCUCUUGGUCGUGCGUGUUUUCUAAAACUGCGUUUUGUCACGAGAGUUUAGCGAUGUUUCUUCAUGUUUGGCAAAGGCGCGCGGAUAACAGAGGAGCGGUGUGCAUUUGGAGAAUGCUAUACAAUGCGUGAUAUUGGGUGGCACGAAAAGAGCGAGCGCAUGCAAUGUGAGGUUGGGCGGUCUGUUGAUGGAUUUAUGUAUAAUACAACAUGAGGAGUUGCUGCGGAAGCUGGUGGACGGGAUAAUGGCGGCAUGGGGGCAACUAUCCGAGCCU